ACAGCGUUUGAAAGACUGUAGGUCCGACUCCAGAGAGAUAUGGCAGAAACUGUUCCAGCCCCGGCUGCUGCCGCCCCGGCCAAAGCGCCCAAGAAGAAGUCAGCUGCGAAAGCCAAGAAAGCAGGUCCAGGCGUCGGUGACCUCAUCGUCAAAGCUGUGUCCGCAUCCAAGGAGAGGAGCGGCGUGUCCCUCGCCGCCCUGAAGAAGGCUAUCGCCGCCAGCGGCUACGACGUGGAGAAGAACAACUCCCGCGUCAAGAUCGCCAUCAAGAACCUGGUGUCUAAAGGCACCUUGGUGCAGGUCAAAGGGACCGGCGCCUCGGGUUCGUUCAAGCUCAACAAGCAGCAAGCCGAGACCAAGAAGAAGCCGGCCAAGAAAGCGGCUCCUAAAGCGAAGAAACCCGCGGCCAAGAAACCCGCUGCUGCCAAGAAGCCCAAGACCGCAGCGGCAAAGAAGCCCGCCGCAAAGAAAUCGCCCAAGAAGACUAAGAAACCCACCGCCACAGCCACCAAGAAGGCGACGAAGAGCCCCAAGAAGGCAAAGAAGCCAGCAGCCGCUAAGAAAGCAGCCAAGAGUCCCAAAAAGGCCAAGACGGUUAAACCUAAGGCGGCGAAGCCUAAAGCCGCCAAGCCUAAAAAGGCAGCGCCCAAAAAGAAGUAAAACCUUUGCUGUUUUUCCUCAACGGCUCUUUUAAGAGCCACCCACUAACUCUGUCUAAAGAGCAAAACUCCGAUGUUACUGAUUUGACCUGUAAUUUUAAUCAUUUUGACUCUUGAUGUUUGUGAGUUUAAAAGAUGAAAACACUUUACAUAUAAUAAAAAAACUAAGAAUAUACAUAUAUAAUAUAUAUAUAUAUUUUUUUUAAAGUUUAUAUAUGUAUAUAUAUAUAAUGAUAAAUUCAUAUCACAAACCCCCUGUAAAGCUGCAAAACAGCUGAUAUACUCAGAGAUAAGACUCUGGAUGCAGGCCCACUACAUGAUAACUGAAUCAUCAAUAAGUUCAUAAGUAAAUCAACUUCACCUGACAAAUGUGCUUCAGAAACACAAAAGCCAGAGAAAAAAUGAUGCUGAAAAGUCAAGGAUCAAGAGCCCAACUAAAGCGAACACUUACCUCCAUAAUGAUGAUUUCAAGCUUUAUUAAUUUCAAUAAAACAUCAACAUCUAAACUUCAGUUAAUUCUUAAUAAGAUGUUUUGUAUGAAAGAAAUAAAGUCAGACUGGUUUGUAAUAAGUGAAGAUGCAGAGAUCUAGAGAGAUCUGUUAGUGUGGUUAUCAUUGUGCUGAAGAGUAGAGCCUGUGCUUCAGUCAAUGAUGAGCCAGAAACACUU
This is a messenger RNA of Ctenopharyngodon idella (grass carp), 1326 nucleotides long. Its product is annotated as histone H1-like. Bases 40 to 660 code for a protein of 206 amino acids. The transcript has a single exon. Gene Ontology annotation, molecular function: structural constituent of chromatin; DNA binding. NCBI's taxonomy places the organism in Eukaryota, Metazoa, Chordata, Actinopteri, Cypriniformes, Xenocyprididae. Gene Ontology annotation, biological process: nucleosome assembly. The record is from RefSeq and is a predicted model, not a curated record. Gene Ontology annotation, cellular component: nucleosome.